UUAAAAUGUGUUUGUUAUAAUUCGACCUGUCUCCGCGUUAGUAUAAAGAUAAUGCGAGGAAAGCCAGAUCUGUCGUUGUGUAAAGCGAUAAAAAAGAAACGAGUAAAAAGCUGUAACGCGGCUAAAAUGAAAUGGCCGUGAAAAAAAAAAUCAUAAAAUGUUGAAAGAGCACUUGGUUCCUUAUUAGGCGAAGAUACAAUAUUUAUUUCUUGUCUCUUGGGAUGAAGCUCUUCCAUCUAUUGUCCUCCCAUUUCUCUAUGCUGAUGCUUAAUUUUCAAAACUUCUAUAUUACCAAGGGACCUACGACAUCAGCUAAAGAAAUACCCAGCAAGUACAAAAUCUGAACCAGGGAGCCGCUUUUGUGCAGAGGGGAAAUUUAUUUCAUCCAGGUUUUAAGGGCUCUGAGGAAGGAAGUCUUAUUUCUGUGAACAUAUUUUGGAUCUUUAAGUUUAUAUAUAUUUGAAAGCGCUGGAGACCGUACUUUCGGAGGAACGUGAAGAUGUCCACUGCCUUUCCUGGACUGGUUCAUGAAACGGAGAUACGUCACGAUGGAUCAAACAGCUAUCGUUUGAUGCAGCUUGGAUGCUUGGAAUCUGUGGGCAACUCAUCUGUCGCUUACUCCUCUUCGUCUCCAUUAGCUUAUUCUACCACUGGUACUGAGUUUGCUUCGCCAUAUUUUUCCACAAAUCACCAGUAUACACCACUUCAUCACCAGUCCUUCCACUAUGAGUUCCAACACAGUCACCCGGCUGUUAACCCUGAUGCUUAUUCACUCAAUUCGCUUCACCACUCCCAACAGUAUUAUCAGCAGAUUCAUCACGGAGAACCUGCAGAUUUUAUUAACCUUCAUAAUGCCCGUGCAUUAAAAUCAUCAUGCCUAGACGAGCAAAGAAGGGAAUUGGGGUGUUUGGAUGCCUACCGACGGCAUGAUUUGUCUCUUAUGAGCCAUGGGUCUCAAUAUGGCAUGCACGCAGAUCAGAGACUGCUGCCUGGAUCCAGCUUAGGGCUGCAACCAUCGGGUGCCGACGACUUGCAGGGUUCAGUGGAGGCUCAGUGUGGGCUCGUAUUAAAUGGACAAGGUGGAGUCAUCCGCAGAGGAGGAACUUGUGUCGUGAACCCUACUGAUUUAUUCUGCUCGGUACCUGGACGCUUGUCGCUGCUCAGUUCAACUUCCAAAUAUAAAGUAACAAUUGCCGAAGUUAAAAGGCGUCUUUCACCCCCGGAAUGCCUCAACGCAUCGUUGUUAGGUGGAAUACUGAGAAGAGCAAAAUCCAAAAAUGGUGGCCGGUGUCUCAGAGAGAAGCUGGACAGACUUGGGCUCAACUUACCAGCCGGCAGACGAAAAGCUGCAAAUGUGACUCUGCUGACAUCACUAGUUGAAGGCGAAGCACUCCAUUUGGCUCGUGACUUUGGCUAUACUUGUGAAACUGAAUUUCCUACUAAAGCAGUUGGAGAACAUCUAGCCAGACAGCAUGUUGAACAGAAGGAACAAACUGCCAGAAAGAAGAUGAUAUUAGCUACAAAACAGAUAUGUAAAGAAUUUCAGGACUUGUUAAGCCAGGAUCGAUCUCCCCUAGGGUCAUCUAGACCAACUCCAAUACUUGAUCUUGAUAUUCAAAGGCACCUCACACAUUUUAGCCUAAUUACUCAUGGAUUUGGGACCCCUGCUAUAUGUGCUGCCCUUAGCACUUUCCAGACUGUUUUAAGCGAAAUGCUCAAUUACUUGGAAAAGCACACAACAAACAAAAAUGGCAGCACUACAGACUCUGGGCAGAUUAAUUCUAAUUCAGAUAAAACACCUUUGAGGAAAACAACUGAAACACAACCCAAAGAUGGAAAAACAGAAAAGACAGAGUAGCUGUUUACUAGCCUGCUUAAAUGAACAGUAAAAAAAAAAACUAUCCUGCUGCUGAAGAUUUAUAGACCUUGGUUUCAUGGACUAAAAGCUAUAAGAAGAUUGUAAAAAAUAUGUACUAUUUUGUAAAGUCAGCUUUCUAUUUCUCAUAAUUUUAAUGUGCACGUACUCUUCAUUUGUACACAAAGCAUAACAUAUUUGUAAUGUCCCUAUUAAGGUCCAGGCUUUUUGUCACCCAUUAUUGUUAUUGUUAUUAUUAUUAUUAUUACUGCUACUAUUAAUAAUGAUGACGAGGAUGAUUUUGAUAUUGAUAUGAUGAUGAUAAUGAUAAUAAUAGCAAUACUAAUUUUGUUAAUGAUGAAAGGUUUUGCACCUACUUUCAUGCAAGAAAAGAUGUUAGUGUAUAAAUUAUGUUUUGUCCAGUUUGGUUAAUAGCCCUUUGGGUGCCUUAUUUGUGUAGUUGGUUCACACUUUCUUCAACAAAUUCUAUGCAUUGUGCUUAAGAAUGUGUCAUCAGUGUAGAGACAACGUUUGACCUUAUGUGCUUGACACCAUAACAAAAUUACAUCUGAAUCGCAGCACUUUGACAUCUACUUACAACAUAAUGAAGGCCUAGUCCUGCUUCCCUAUAACAGCAGAAAGGCCACUUGGAAAGGCUGUUAACGGAAAGAAAAACAAAUACACUCAAGUGAGCCAAAUACUGUAGCAUUUAUGCAACACGUUUUUUGUUUAUUCAUUGUACUGUCACACUCUAUAUUUUGAAUUUUUGUUUGCAUACUAGUUUAAUUGAUGUAUGUAAAUAUAGAAAUCCAAGGAAGAUAUGGUCAUUUGUCAUGCAUGAAAAAUACACAUAAAUCAAAGUAAUAAACAUUUUAAAUCAUUUUAAUAUAAACUCCUGAUCCUGAUCUAAUACUACUUUCACAACUUAACAAUAAUAGAAUAAUUAUGUAAAUUCUAUUAUGGCAUAUUAUUCAUAAUUAUUACAAUGUUAAAAAGAUACUUUUACAUUAGCCCCGUAACAGACUGGAAAAUCAUUCAGUCUUCAGGCUCUGCUGGGGUGGGUUAUGAUUCCUUACACCACUUAAAACUGGAUUAAGCAGGUAUUGUAACUAAACAUAAAGUUUUUAGACUGUAACAAGCCACACUAUUCACAAGUACAAUAUACUCUGUUAAGUAAUAGUUCAUUCAGUUCUACUUGGGCUAUAAUUUUUUACAUUAUUACUAUAGAUUUAGAUU
Molecule: messenger RNA, 3091 nt
Organism: Erpetoichthys calabaricus (reedfish)
Lineage: Eukaryota; Metazoa; Chordata; Cladistia; Polypteriformes; Polypteridae
Gene: tfap2d
Product: transcription factor AP-2 delta (activating enhancer binding protein 2 delta)
Exons: 8
Coding region: 500-1858 (452 amino acids)
Biological process (GO): regulation of cell population proliferation; regulation of transcription by RNA polymerase II; anatomical structure development
Cellular component (GO): nucleus
Molecular function (GO): DNA-binding transcription factor activity, RNA polymerase II-specific; RNA polymerase II transcription regulatory region sequence-specific DNA binding
Source: RefSeq, a predicted model, not a curated record